GGGCACCUCCCAGUCGGAUGCUGGAUGGAUACACUUUGAAAAUCUCUGCACUGGUGUGAAUGAGAACCACUCUGUCAGUGGCCGCGAUCACGACAGGGGAAGAACGAUGGGCACCAUGGCGCGCACGCGGCGGCAGGUGCACUUUUCGCUUGCAGUUAUUUUCUUCUGUUGCACAGAUGCCCAGCGGGUGUUUAGAAUUGAUCCUCAUACUGGAAGCACAAACGGAGCGACAAGAAUCACCAUAAAAGGGGAAGGUUUUGCCCAGGAGAAUCAGUUUUCACUGAACCCCGAGGAUGCUGACUUUGGGAACAGUGUGACUCUUGUGUCCAAGACCCGGUCUUUUCCUUGCGAUGUGGAGCGGGACUCCACCCAUGCCAACCAGAUCUUGUGCUACACAAGGGCCAUGCCUCGCGAUGACUACCACAUCCGCGUCAGUGUGGAUGGGAAGCCGAUUCCCACCAGCCGACUCUGCAAUGGCUGGUACACUCACUACAUCUGCAGUUUCUAUACUCGAUGGUGGGCCACUCCUUCAAUUCACAGUAUUGGUCCCUUCACCGGGACGCCAGGUACCUUGAUUCAGAUGUGGGGUCGAAUCUUCACGGAUGUCUACGGGAGCAACACAGACACAAGCACCAACGGCCUCAACGUCAGAUUCCUGAGGGCCUACAUGGGCGGGAUGCCCUGUGAACUGCUGAAGCCCAACUCUGAUGAUCUCUAUGGCAUACAGCUAGAUUCUGAGACCAGCAGGAAUGGCCGCAUGAACUGCUCAAUGACUGGAACAUACAUCGGUCAUCACAACCUGAGUUACAUCCUGGACAGUUCGUAUGGAAGGAGUCAACCUGACGAGAAGGUCUUCUUUGUCUCUGGUUUGAACAAGUUGUCCAUGUUCCAGACCUAUGCAGAGGUGACAGGAAUCUCCCCGUCCGAGGGCAGUGUCCUGGGGGGCACACUCCUGACCAUCAGGGGGCGCCACUUUGAUGAAACUGAUAAGCCAGUGGAGGUUUUGGUUGGAGGUCAGAAAUGCAAGGUGAUGAGUGUGAGUGAUGACAAGAUCACGUGCAGGACGCCCAGACACACAUGGACCAACAUGACCGUCUUCCCAGGUGGUCGAGGUGUUAAGAUGGAGCUGUGGAACGUGUCUCGGCCCAGUAAUGUGGAGGACAUCUUGGGUUACGACUCCAGCAUGGCCGACUACUCUCUGCACUGGUUGGACACCCUGAGGCACGAGUACCCCAUCGAGAUCCACCAGUUUGCCGCCAAGCUAUCGGGCUUCUUCGUUCCCAUGGACACCGAUCGCUAUCGCUUCUACAUCAAGGGAGACGACCGCUACCAGCUCUACCUCAGUCUCACCGGCAGACCUGAAGACAAGAAACUGAUCGCCUACAGGAAUGGCGUGACCGGCAGCUUCUACUCAUCUGAGUCCCAGAAGUCGGAGAGCAUGGAGCUGGAGAAGGGCAAGGCGUACUACAUUGAGGUCCUGCUGGUGGAUUAUGGCUGGACGGGUUCGGUGCAGGUGGGCGUGUUUAAAUGGAAGAGCCCCUACACCAACGCUCAGGCCUUCGAGGCCAGCAACGAGAAACAGGUCCUCUUCAGCAGAUACGACAUCCUCACAGAGAAACAGGUGUUGCGCUUCGAUGGCUGGGGUGCCACAAAGGCCGCCGUGAAGGAGGUGCAGACCUUCACCGUGAGCAGUGGCUGUUUCUCCUCCUCCUCAUGUGCCUCCACUUUCUACACGCUGGGCUACGGAGCGCAGAGGACUGGGCCAGUGGCUGUGAGUGCAUCAGCAGAUGACAUUGCCACUGCUCUAAAUGGACUCUGGUCAAUUCAGCCCGACUCUGUCUCUGUCACCAAGAGCGAUCUGGGCUCGUCAGCGCAAUACACUGUGACGUUCAACUCCGAACGAGGUGAUUUCGAAAGCCUGUCCUUCUGGAGUAUGGGCAGUGAUGUCACAGUGACCGUCACCGAGGCAACCAAAGGGGUGGGGAGCCUGGAGACUUUCACCGUCCUGUGGGGCGGAAUCCCAUCCGGCCCUAUCCUAUUCAACGCCUCUGAGGCAGAGAUGUUGGAGGCCCUGAUGAAAAUGGCCAGUGCUGAUUGUCCUGCCAACCUGCUGACUACGGAGAGCAUGGCAGUCAAAUACAGCAGAAACUACGAGGACGAGCACACUGGGUUUCCUGAAGACAUGGACAACAGGGGGACAGUUGUGGCGGAGACGGAGGCGUACUGCGGGCGUCGGUCCCUCAAGAACCCUGAGAUCCUCUUCAGCUCCGAAGACACCACGGAGACCGGCGGGAAGUACGGAGAAGUCAACAUCGAGCAGCAUACGAUGCUCUGCCUUGCCUACAAAGGAGGCCUGAAGAACGAACUGGGUGUGAAGUUCUCCUACGUCAACUCUCAGGGUGUUAAAGAAGACGUCACUGCCACAGUUCCUCUACCGGCUGCCGACGGAUCAGGGUGGCAGUAUGCGUGUGUGGACCUGAUGAGUUCGCUGCAGACUACCUAUAUGGGCAGCAACUACAUGAUGUCAGAGCUGCAUCUCUCCAAGGACGAGGAGGCUGAAAUGGAGGAGGACUACUAUGUGGACGCAGUUCACCUGGGGAGGAUGCCCACCGUCACCAGCAACAUGAUGCUGCAGCAGAGAAGGCCUCCUGCCCUGGCAGACUCAGGUCACAUCCUGGACGAGGUCAGCGUGGUGAAGAGCAUGGAGGGCUCCAGCGUCAGCUAUGAGAUCAGCAGCUCGCCCUUCGACUGCGCCUUCGACUUCCGUCUCAUGGAGCUCGGCUUCAUGCAGGCUGCCGCUAACAUGGUUCCAGGAGUUCAGGUGUACAGUCAGAGCGGCGCAAAUGUGACUGUUACACGCACACAGAGUGCAAGCCCCCCACUCACCGGCACCUUUGACCUGGAGAUAUACGGACAACGCAUUGAGGGGCUGUCUGUGGACGUAUCAGCUGACGACCUGAAGUAUGCGCUGCAGGGAAUCCCAGAGAUGGGGGCGAUUAAUGUCAAGCCACGAGGCAGCUGCAGAGGCCGCGAGUGGGUCAUCGACUGGGUUAGCAAUCCUGGAAGACAACCUGUUCUUCAGUUGAACAGCUCCAAUGUGGUGGGAGUGGAGCCCAGGAUGGGAGUCCAGGUGAGGACGGAGGGAGGACUGUUCAUGCAGACCAUCAUAGGAGACCAGCUGCGCACACCUGAAGACAAACCACAGGUGGAAGUUCGCAUCAAUGGCAUCCCCUCUAAGUGCUCAGCAGACUGUGGCUUUGGCUGGAGUGAGGACAAGACCCCCCUGGUCACCGGCAUCUCCCCUGCACAGGGAUCCAGUAGUCUUGGGACGGUCCUGACCAUCAGUGGAACUGGUUUCCUCAGCCAGAACGCCACCGUUUGGAUCGGAACCACCGAGUGCUCUGUCACCCAAGUCACAGAGACGCAGGUGAUGUGCUCGGUUGGCGCCGCCCGCGCUGGCGUUUACCCCGUCAUGCUGAGCAUCCCCAGCCUCGGCAACGCACGUUACCAAGGAGACCAGACCUUCAACUUCACCAGCCAGCUCACUGUCUCCUCGCUGUCGCCGACCUCAGGCAGUGUGACAGGUGGUGCGGUGCUGACGGUGACAGGCUUCGGGUUUGGUCCGGACACGGAGGUGACGAUCGGAUCGCAGAUGUGUGAGGUGCUGGAAGUGGACAUCAACCAACUCCAGUGCAGAGUUCCUCCCGCAUCAGUCGGCUCCCAGACGGUGACGGUGACAGUGGGAGAGAUGAGCCAGGCGGCAGCAGACACUUACACCUACAGCGACAGCCUCACCGCAACCAUCACCAGCAUCAGCCCACCAACCACCACAGUCAGCGGCCACAGGCUUCUGGUGGUGGAGGGAACCAACUUUGGCGUUCAGGGCAAUGACAGCAGAGUGUUUGUGGGUGAGAGAGAGUGCCACCUGGUGGACUGGAACGCUACUACCAUCGUCUGUGCCCUGCCGGCACUGGCCCCUGACACGUAUCACAUCAUGGUGCAGCUAGGCAACCUGGGAUACCCCAAAGUUAGUGCUGGAGUGAACGCCAGCAUAGAGUAUGUGCUGGAGGUGUCGGGGGUCACCCCACGCCAGGGCUCUCUGUACGGGGGAUCCAGACUCACCAUCACCGGCUCUGGCUUCAGCACCAACACCAGCCACAACACAGUCAUGCUAGGCGACAGGAGCUGUGAUGUCAUCGAGGCCUCUGAGCAUCACAUCCAGUGUGAGGUGCAGUCAGGAGCCAAGACACACACCGUCACCAACCAGGGCUCCCACCCAACGUAUGGGGAGGGCUAUGCGUGGAGCCCCCCGGGUGUGAUGGCCUGGGUGGGGGACACGGUGGCGUGGCGCUGGGAGGCUCCAGCCUUCCUCCAGGACGUCGGCUUCCGGGUCUUCAGCGUGUCCAGCCCCAGCAGCACCACACCUGACGGGGUCGCUUUCACCAGCGGAGACGCCAAGACACCCACUGGUGUUUUCCGCUACCAGUUCACCAGGCCUGGUGUGUACUACUACAGCAGUGGCCAUGUGGACAGUGAGGGCCAGAAGAGCCUUCAGGGGGUGGUGACCGUGCGGCCGUUGGAGCAAGGCAACACACAGCUCCACGUCAGCGUGGCCGGAUUCAACGCCCUCAGCAGACCAGCCCCGAGCCGCAUGAGGAGGGAUGCUGACGAGUGUCCUGCCGUGACGUCCAGCUGCUCUGAUGCUGAUGCUUCCUCCAAUGACACAUCAUCCUCGUCUGACGACGUCGGCAUCAGCUUUGACUUCUCCCCCUGUGCCAGUCCUGCCGUGCAUACCAUAUCGCCCUCCAGUGGCCACGCUUAUGACUACAUCCACAUCCAGGGCGAGGGCUUUGGCAACCAGACAUGCGCCGUAGAGGUGACGAUUGGAGAUCACCCGUGCCCGGUGAUCAACAGCACCGCCACCGAGAUCUUCUGUCAGCCCCGGAGAGACAGCUGCGCAGAAAUCGGCACCCCGCUCCCCGUCACCGUGCGCAUCAAAGGCCUCGGUACGGCCAUCAACACGGCGCUGAGCGAGCUGGACCGACGCUUCGUCUUCCUCCCCGUGGUGGACUCCAUCAGCCUGGACGAGGGCAGCUCCACCGGACACACACACCUGACCAUCAGGGGCUCCGGCUUCGCUCCGUGUCUCAACCCUAAUGCGGGUGACCUGGCUGUGAGUGUAGCCGGCCUCCCGUGCGAGACGCUCUGGUCGAACUACACCAUGGUCAUGUGUCGAACCUCCCCAUCCAGCUCCUCUCCCCGCAGUGGGCCAGUGGUCGUGCACGUGGGCAGCAUCACAUCCACCUGCCUGGGAGACGACUGCACCUACACCUACCUGGCCUCUCUGGCUCCACAGGUGUACGACGUCAACCCAGACACCAUCAAUGGCAACCUUACCACCGUGCUCGUCAACGGCACCGGCUUCGGCACUGAUGCCUCUAACGUGUUGGUGCACGCCGGAACAUACGAACUGGAUGUGACCGCGGUAACCGACUCCACCAUCACCCUCUCUGUGGGCCCCCUCCCUGGCGGAACACACCCUGUGACAGUCGUCGUGACAACCCGAGGGCUGGCCUUGUCAGACGGGGUGACGCUGACUAGUGAAGUGGUGGCCGCGUUGAGUCCAGGGUCGGGCAGCACUGCUGGCGGCACCCCUCUGAAGCUGACUGGUAACGGCUUCCUGGUGGGCAACACCAGCGUGAUGGUGGGUGGCGCCCCCUGUGAGAUCCUGGAGGUAAUGCCAGGAGAGGUGCUGUGCCUGACUCCUCCCCAUGCUGCUGGGUCGGUGCAGGUGGUGGUUCAAGUGCUGGAGGUGCAGUACCCACCUCUCACCUUCGAAUACUCGGGGGCGCUCACGCCACAAGUCACCAGCGUCAGCCCUGCGACAGGUCCCAGUGGCACUGUCAUCUCCCUGUCUGGCUCUAAAUUCGGCACAGACUCCGAUCUCAUCGCGGUCCACAUCGACGGCGUGGCCUGCACCGUUGCCACGGUGACAGACGCCCUGGUGACGUGUGCCGUGGGCGAGCACGCCGGGGGCACCUUUCCCAUCAUGCUCCAGCACAAGGUCAAAGGUUACGCGGAGGGCGCCGUCGUCUUCAACUACGAGCUGCAACUCACUGCCGUUGUGCCCUCAGAAGGAAGCCUGGGUGGGGGUAACCUGGUGCAGGUGCAGGGCGCUGGUUUCGACCCCCACUCCUCCCGGGUGUGGAUCUGCCAAGGAGAGUGCCACGUCCUCAGAGAUACCUCCACAUCCACCCAGCUCCACUGUCACAUACCUCCAGCCAACGGAAGUGAUGCUGAGCAGGCCUGCGUCGUCACGGUGACGAACGGCAAGGACUCUGUGAACGUCUCGGCCGGCUACACGUACAAGUCCUCCCUGACGCCCGUCAUCAGCGAGGUGUCUCCGCGGCGAGGAGGGACAGCCGGUGGCACCAGGCUCACCAUCACCGGCUCCAAUUUCAGCACCGACAAGAGUGAAGUGAACGUGACCAUCGCAGGGUCAGUGUGUGAUGUGGUGUCCGCCAACAUGAGCCACAUCGUGUGUGUCACCAACGCUCAGAGGCAGUCCCAGGAGACCAAGGUCCGCGUUCAGAUCGGGGACAAGGGCAUCGCUCAGAUGGAUCAUGCAGACUUCUUCUACAUCGACGUGUGGUCCUCUCGCUUCACCUGGGGUGGCCUGGACCCUCCUGAGGAGGGGACCUUCGCUGUCAUCACCGAGGGACAGACCAUCCUGCUGGACACCAGCACCCCCGUACUCAAGAUGCUCCUCAUCAACGGUGGAAAGCUGAUCUUUGACGAGAAGGACAUCGAGCUGCAAGCGGAGAACAUCCUGAUCGCCAACGGCGGAACCCUGCAGGUGGGAACCGAAGAGGAACCGUUCCAGCACAAAGCCAUCAUCACUCUCCAUGGCAACCUACGCUCACCUGAGAUACCUGUCUACGGAGCCAAGACCCUGGGCGUCAGGGAGGGAGUGCUCGACUUGCAUGGUAUCCCCGUCCCCGUCACCUGGACGCGCCUGGCUCAGACGGCAGCAGGUGGCUCCAACACGCUGGUCCUCACCCACCCUGUCACCUGGAGGAGCGGAGACCAGGUGGUCAUCGCCACCACUGGAGACAGACACAGCCAGAGGGAGAACGAGGUUCGCUAUAUCUCCUCGGUGUCGUCUGACGGCCGCACCCUCACCCUGACGCAGGGCCUGAACUACACCCACCUGGGGGUGUCCGUCACGCUGCCCGACGGCACCGAGUUCGAGGCCCGCGCCGAGGUGGGCCUGCUCACCAGGAACAUCGUGGUGCGCGGCUCCAACCAGAUCGAGUGGAACGACAAAGUGGAGGCCUGUCCGGAAGGCUUCGACACAGGUGAGUUCGCUACGCAGACGUGCUUCCAGGGUCGCUUUGGCGAAGAGACAGGAAGUGACCAGUUUGGCGGCUGUAUCAUGUUCCAUGCCCCCAGACCCGGAGAGAACUUGGCCAUCGGCAGAAUCGAACAUGUUGAGCUCUUCAACGCUGGCCAGGCCUUCCGUCUGGGUCGCUACCCCAUCCACUGGCAUCUGAUGGGCGAUGUCAACUUCAAGUCGUAUGUGCGCGGCUGCGCCCUGCACCAGACCUAUAACCGCGCCGUGACCAUCCACAACACGCAUCGCCUCCUGGUGGAGCGGAAUGUGAUCUACAACAUCAUGGGCGGGGCCUUCUUCAUUGAGGACGGCAUCGAGACGGGCAACGUGUUGCAGUACAACCUGGCCGUCUUCGUCAAGCAGAGCACCAGCUUGCUGAAUGACGACGUGACCCCCGCUGCCUACUGGGUGACCAACGCGGACAACGUGAUCCGGCACAACGCGGCGGCCGGUGGCACCCACUUCGGCUUCUGGUACCGCAUGCACGAGCACCCGGACGGGCCCAGCUUUGACCCUGACGUGUGCCAGCAGCGUGUGCCCCUGGGGGAGUUCUCCAACAACACGGUUCACUCGCAGGGCUGGUUCGGACUGUGGAUCUUCAAGAAGUUCUUCCCCGUCGAGGACGGCCGCUGUGGCAGCAAGAAGCCCGAGCCCGCCAUCUUCCGAACACUCACCACCUGGAACUGCGAGAAGGGUGCAGAGUGGGUGGACGUGGGAGCGGUGCAGUUCAACGGCUUCGUGAUGGUCAACAAUGAGAAGGCGGGUAUCGAGGGCAAGCGCAUCAUCAGUGACUUUGUGCGUGACUUUGGGCUGGAGCAGGGGGCGGCGGUGGUCAACGGCAGUAUGGUGGGUUACCUGGACGAGCUGAUGCUGGGUAGCGACUACUGCCAGACCAGGGGCGUCAUCCUGCCCCUCGACGACGGCAUGAGCGUCAUCGGCACCAAGUUCAUGAACUACGAUCGGCCGAGCUGCACAGCGAUUGGAGUGGCAGCCAUAGACGGGACAUGCAGUGAGCUGUGCGGAGGCUGGGGGGCGCGCUUCUCUGGGAUCCAGUACUACAACUCCCCCAACAAGGCCGGCUUCCGCUGGGAACACGAGGUCAACCUCUUGGACAUGGACGGCACUCUCACAGGCACGGCGGGCAGUGUGGUGGUUCCGGCGAGCGGCCUGCUGGACCCGUCUCGGUGCGUGUCUGCUUCCGAGUGGAGCGUGGGCUUCCCCGGGGUCGUCUGCCAGCCCGGCAUCACCUUCCACCGGCUGUCAUUCAACAAGCCCACCCCCACCUCCCUGGAGGGAAACCCCGCAGUCUUCUCCAACAGCUUUGGCGCAAGUACGGUACUGCACAUGAAGAAGCGGAUGACCCACCCCAAGGGCUGGAUGAUCAUGUUGGCAUCAGGACAGACCUACAGGUGGCACUUUGAUGGCGGUGCCCAGCUCACCAACAUCUCCUAUGACUCUGUCUUCUACGGCUUUAAGCCUGAUGAGUACAUCAUCAUCAACCACAACCUUACCCAGUCUCCAGACAGUAUCUAUGUGAUGGAUAAGCGUAACGCCUCUGCUGCUCCUCUGAGCCACGCUGCCAAUGUCAAUGGAGACUGGUACCUGGACAAGGCCACCAACAACCUCUACUACAUCAUCUCUGGUAAGAACACCCACAGUUCUCGGCGUCGGCGUGCUGCUGCCAGCUCCAGUGUGGACCCUGAGGGCUUGGACAGGAAGGUGGACUUCCAGGUCUUCAACUGUUUCUUCGCUAACUGCAUUCCCCCGACCCCGGCCCCACCUGCCACACUGCCCCCCCUGCCCACACGCAGACCUGAUAACUUCAUCAAAUGGUCCAACAACUCGUUCUGGCUCCACUCCGCUGAGAACAACAACACUGUUCCCAAAGAAGGCUCAGACGUGGUCAUUCCCAUCGGCCAGUGGGUGGUGCUAGAUGGCAGCACUCCUGCUCUGAACAGGCUGACGGUGCAGGGUGUGCUGGAGGUGCCUAACGACAUGAACUCCAACUCCUCCCGCUCGACGCGCUCCACCGACCCCGUCGUACUCGACGCUACCUACAUCUCCAUUCAGGGUGGGCGUGUGAUUGCGGGCUGGGCUGACGAGCCCUACGAGGGGGAGCUCCACAUCGUGCUGAGGGGGACCCACUACACCCCCAACUGGCUGCUCCCCAACGGCCCCAACCAGGGCUCCAAGGUGCUGGGCGUCUUCGGCAGCCUGGACCUGUACGGCAAGCCCCACAACGUCUACCACACCAAGCUGGCCAGCACCGCCUCCGCCGGCUCCAACACGCUCACGCUCAGCAAGGCCGUGGACUGGCAGGUGGGUGAUGAGGUGUUGAUCUCCACCACCAGCUAUGACGCCUGGCAGACGGAGAAGAGGACCAUCGCCGCCGUCUCUGAUGACAUGACAACGCUCACACUCAACCAGCCGCUCACACACACUCAUCUCGCGGGGACCUAUAGCGUGGCCGGCUCCUCCAAGAGCUACACGCUAGCGGCCGACGUCGGCCUGCUGACCAGGAACAUCAAGAUCAUAGGCCACGCCCACGCAGAACUCAUGAGCCAAUCGUUUGGCGCUCGCGUGGUGGUCGGAACGUUCUCAGACAAGGGAAUCGACUACAGAGGCAAAGCCCAGCUGAGGAAUGUGGAGUUCUACCACUCAGGGCAGGAGGGCUGGUCCGACGCCAGCGACCCACGCUACUCUGUGGCCUUUAUCAACCUGGGACAGGUGGAUGAUAUGGAGUCGUACGUGCAGGGAUGUAGUUUCCAUGACGGCUUCUCUCCUGCCAUCGGCAUCGUUGGCACUGACACACUCGCUGUAGACGACAACGUCAUCCACCACACUGUUGGAGAAGGUAUCCGCGUGUGGGGCGACAGGAAUAUGAUCAGGAGGAACCUGGUUACCCUGACACUGUGGCCUGGCUCCUACCAGGGGAGAGAGGAGACCUUCAACUUCGACUGGACCGCCAGCAUAGCGGUGAAUGAAGGCACAAACUCGAUUCUGAUUGGCAACAUUGUGGCGGGCUAUGAAAGGUCGGGGUACCGCAUGGAUGGAGAGCCGUGCCCAGGUGUGGCCAAUCAGGUGGAGUCGUGGCGUGACAACGAGGCCCACGGUGGGCUGUACGGCAUCCACAUGAAUAAGGACGGGCUGCCGGGCUGCACCCUCAUCCAGGGCUUCACCGUCUGGAGGAGCUUCGACUUCGGCAUCUACGUCCAGGCUUCCAUGAAUGUGCAGAUUGCCAAUGUGACCCUGGUGGAUAACGGCCAGAGCAUCCUGCCCAUCGUCUACACCCCUCCCUCUCUGCAGCACCUCUACGCUGAUAAAACCAUACACAUCCAGAACGGCCUGCUUGUAGGCACCAGUCCAGACUUCAACUGCUCCGACACGCUGUCCAGCUCUGCCACCUACGUCCGCCUCAGCAGGCAGCACAAAGCUCCUCGACCUCCAAUGGGUGGGAGGUCUGGUAUUUGCUGGCCAGUGUUCAUAUCGGGCCACAAUGCCGGGCCUUUGAUGUCCCUAUCUGGCUCCACCAGCUACAACACCAUCAAGGGCCUGAUGACAGUCAGCGACACAACAUUCGUGGCUUUCCGGAACGUGUGCUCGACGGAGAGGGCGGUAAUGUUCAUGACCACUCCCAACGUUGAGGACCUCCAGCACCCCGUACAGGUGAAGGGCAUCGCCCAGGUCGACAGCACCCAGGAUGGGAUGGUGUUCAUACACCGCGCCAACCUCGGCAAGGUGAACCCUGCCGACUGUGUGGACAUGGACUGCGAUGCCAAGAAGAAGAGUUUGCUGCGUGACAUGGACGGCUCCUUCCUGGGUGCCGAGGGCUUCGUGGUGCCCCACGCCGAGUACGAGUGGGACGGGGACGCCCGGCACGGCGUUGGGGACUACCGCAUCCCUAAGGUCAUGCUCACCAACCCUGACGGCAGCCGCAUACCUGUCGACGACAUCGCGCCACGCAAAGGCAUCAUCAGGGACUCGUCGUGUGUGUACGUGCCUCAGUGGCAGAGCUACAAGUGCUUUGGCCUGAACUACAGGAUGCUGGCCAUCGAGAGCAUGGACGCCGACACCGAGACCAGACGCCUGUCCCCUGUGGCCGUGCUGGGAGACGGAUACGUCGACCUCAUCAACGGUCCCCAGGACCACGGUUGGUGUAACGGCUACACGUGUCAGAAGCGUCUGUCCCUGUUCCACAGCCUGGUGGCCACUGGCAAGGCCUUCGACAUCUUCUUCUCCAGCGUCACCCCACAGAAGCUGCGCUUCAUGCUCAUCAACGCCAAGCCCACUGAGACUGUCCGCGUAGCUGUGUUCUACUCCAACCCUCAACGCCUGGAUGUCUAUGUCAACAACCAGCUGGUGCCUCCCACCAACGCAGAGUGGAACAGCGAUAACACCGACUACACCCUGCUCAAGCCCACCACCCAAGGCCAGUAUGUGCCGGCGAUGAACUCCAGCGUUAACGGGGCCAACUUCCUGGAUGCGGACUACAAGAUGCUGCACGUGCUCCUGCGCGGCUCGGAGCCGGUGGAGAUCCGCACCUCCCCCAAGAUCUUCCUCUCCUUCAACCUGCCGGCCAUGAGCGAGGACGAGUUCUUUGGAGACGGACUAGUCAACAACCUGGCAGUGUUCCUCAAGGUGCCAGCCAGUAUGAUCCGCAUUACCAAGAUCGUGCGUGAGGAUGGCGGUGCCAAGAGGCGCAAGAGGUCCACUGGGCUCUCAGUAGAGGUGGAGAUCAGUAAACCACCCGUACAGCAGACAAGCAACACCACCGACGGUGAGGAGGCGUUUGCUGAGAUGGCCAGCAUAGCUGACAGCCUGGGCCAGGCGGCCCUCUCUGGCAACCUCAGCCAGGCCACUGGAUACAACGUCUCAUCCAUGGGCAUCAUCCCACCCCCACCCACACCUUCAGACCCAGAAUGGGAAGAGGAGGCGACUAAGGAGGUGACUCGCGAGGACCCGGAGCCGGAGAAGGUGACGAGUGUGGAGUCCUUGAAGGUGAUGCAGGAGCCGGUGGCCGGAGUCAGCCCAGGACUACUGAGCCAGCAGCCCAGCAUCAUGGCACUUGACGCAGAGGGUGACUGUGUGGCAGUGGGGGUGACCACUCUAACUCUGUCAGCGGUGCUGAAGGACUCCACUGGCUCCCAGGUGGACGGCCUGUCUGGAAACACCACCAUCCUCUUCAGGGGCUGCUGGGCCAACUACACCGACCUCGCCAUCACCAUGCCUGGUGAGAACUUGACUCUGGCGUUCACUCUGAAAGAGGUCAACGCCGCAUCACGCUCUUUCACCGUCAAGGCCGCCACCACCACGGCCAGCCCUGUGACCAACAACGGCACCGACGCCACCACCACCACCAUGCCCGAUGUCUCCGCACCUCCCACUGAGGCCCCCACCACCACCACCACCACCACCGCCUCUACCGUCUCCACCACCACCGUGGCGUCCACCACAGAGAACGACUACCCCGGUAUACUGGACGCGGCUGUGGCUCCAUCCACAGGCGCUCUGCUGCUCCUUGUCACCCUCCUGGCUAGCCUGCUCUUCACCAACCAUGCUGUCCUCUGAGGAGGUGGCAGCAGCCAUCUUGGAUGAAUGGCGGCCAUUUUGGAUGAAUGCCGGACAUUUUGGAAACCGAUUAACGUUAAAAUUAAUAUUUUGUAAGGAUGAGAAGAACACAAUUUGAUGAUGGUUACUGUUGACGGUACUUGAUAUGUUGACUACGUCUGCUGCACAUUAUUUAAUUUUUUUGUUUCUCUGUUGGGGAAUAACUGUAUGGUGAGAGAUUCCUACCUCCUGAAGUGACUGUUACAUGUAAGAUGUACCAUGACAGGGAAACGUUCAUGAAGGAUAACUUAAUCUAUGUUUGAAAUAUCAUGUGGAAAAAUCAUUGUAAAAAACAAUCUUGAAUUCCUGUAUAUCUGUCGCUGUAAAAGGGAAAUGAAUGUUACUUCUUCUUUUUGCCAUAUGAACUCUUCCUUGGGUAGCUAUAUUGGGAUGUUUACAGACUUCUGUAUAGAUUGCAUGAUCAUAUCAUGCUUUCUUUAUUUGUGUGCCACAUAUUUGGGUCUUAAUUAUGCAUUUUCAUGACAAUGAUUUUACUGUAAUCAGGAAUUUUGCACUUUCUUUGGACCAGGGGGUGGCCCUAUCCAUAUUUUUCCAAUAAAUCUAUUUUUCUGUGCCAUAAACCACCGUGAUCUGAUUUUUUUGUUUG
Messenger RNA from Engraulis encrasicolus (European anchovy), 13607 nucleotides. Its product is annotated as fibrocystin-L-like. NCBI's taxonomy places the organism in Eukaryota, Metazoa, Chordata, Actinopteri, Clupeiformes, Engraulidae. The transcript is spliced from 83 exons. The coding region runs from base 107 to 12961 and encodes 4284 amino acids. The record is from RefSeq and is a predicted model, not a curated record.